AUGAGCUCCUCCACCUACUACCGCAACCUGUCGCCAACCGGGGGACGUCACCACGUGGCAGGCCCCCGUGCGUCGACCGGCAUGGUGCAGCUCGGCUCUUCCCACGAUCCCUAUGACGUCUCAAGGAGCCGCUACGAUUAUGACGAUUAUUACUACCCUUCUGAUGUCGGAUACUCGGCCUCUCAUAGACACCAGCCACAUCAUCGGUCCUCGUCGAGGAUCGAGGCUCAGCCGGUCUCUUCUCAAAAGUUCCGUGAUCCUGGCCAGCCGACUAAGAAGCGGACGGAGUAUACACUUCAGCCUCAGCCCCAGUCCAGACAUAGAAGCCACACGGCGUCUGCGGCCGAUUUGUACGAUAUUCCGGUGCGAUUGUCUGUGCCGUCUUCAUCAUCUUCCGGUCAUCUUCGUCCGGCGGCCAGCUCGGGUCGAGGCCGCUCUCCCAGUCCUCUUCCCUCCACUUCCAGCCAGUAUCUGACUCCGCAUUCUUCUCAUUCUUCUCACCAUGGCCAUCGCCGAGUGUAUAGCACGGACUAUGCGAGCGAUACUGGUCGUUUGGACCCGCGUGAUAGUACCAAGCGUCACUCUCCUCAGCAUACGUAUCGUCAUCAUACUUCGAGUGGGCGUCGUCGACACCCCGCCUACGAUGGACUGCAGAAAGGCGAUGAUAUUGACUCCUAUGAUGCCUACUCUUACACAAAUGCGCGAGAGCAAUUUGACAGAGACUAUCCUGUCAAACCGCGUCACCCUGUAUCCAGGUCUUCGGUAGACCGUCCUCUCAGCAUGAAUGUAAUGGAUGAGCAUCCCCAGCUGCUACGAAAAGAACGAGCUGAACGACCUCACGGACCCCCUCCGACUUCGUGGGGCUUGGACAAGAUCGAUCGUGAGGGCCGGCGCUCAUCCAGAAACUCCGACGGUCACCGGGAUACAUCGAGAACCAGGGACGCCUCCCGGACAAGGGAUGCUUCUCGAGCAAGAGGCGGCCACGACCGUGCCCUAGCCGCCCUACCUCACGAGUCCGACGAUGGCUAUGAUUCGUACAACGACGGUCGCCGUAGGCGUCACCGCAGACAUCGACGCGAGAGUGACAGACACGGUGAUGAUCGAUCGCCGCGCCCACGCAAUGGCACUGGCGAGCAGAUCUUAGCAGCCGGUCUUGGAACGGCUGCCUUGGGUGCGGGUUACUCCGACAUGUCGGAUUAUGACCAUCGUGCCUCGAAACAUCGACACGGUCACCACUAUGAUCUUGACCGGGAGUACGAUUCCGCCCAGCCUACGACUCGAGAUCUUCAUGAAACCUCCCCUAGUGCCGAAAAUAAGCAGCUCUACUUGGAACCGAGCAAGGCCGUCCGUCCUCGUCGGCGGUCACGGGCACGCUCUCGGGGAAAAGACAGCGGCUCAGAUACUUACACAGACGACGAGGACCUUCGCAAGUACCGGCGAGAGCCUUCUGCGGCGGAUCAUCGGAGUAGACAUAGCAGCACAGACACCAGCAGCGCUGAGGACCGCUCCUCCAGACGUCACCGCUCCCACUCGCGUCAUCGGUCGUCACGUUCACAAAGAAGACUAGAGGAUGGGCAGACGAAUGGCUCACGUCACUCUCCAACUGACAGCAAGGAGGACGUCAGGAAGGUUAUCACUGUCGAGCCGCCCACCAAAGAACCCGAGGCUGCGCCCAAGGGUAUCCUCAAGCCACCCCGUCAGAGCUUCCCCGAAGAACCCAAUCCAAUACGAGAAGGGGUUGCUCCUCUCAAGGAUGCCCAUAAGCAGGGUAUUCCUCCGGGAGCUCGUUGGACCAAGAUCGACCGCAGACUAGUCAACCCGGAGGCAUUGGAGGCAGGCAACGAGCGAUUUGAAGAGCGGUCGGACUAUGUCAUUGUGUUGAGGGUUCUGUCCAAGGAAGAAAUUCAGGCCUAUGCUGUGAAAACACAGGAGAUCCGAGAUACUCGCCGCCAGGAGUACAUUGACGACAAGCGCCGUCGUAUGGAAGAGAAUCAGCGUCACGGCCGCCGUGGUGAAGAGACUUCAAGCGACGACGAAGACGAAAGCCCAGAGCAACUAAAGCUCGAGGCACCACCUGUUGCAGAGCUUGAAGCGCCACGUCUUCCAAUUCGCCCUCGAGAGUCCACCAACUCUCCAGAAUCCGAUCGAGCAAAAAUGGCACCUACAGCUGCGCCGGCACACGGCUAG
This is a messenger RNA of Penicillium maclennaniae, 2187 nucleotides long. RefSeq lists its product as uncharacterized. The transcript has 2 exons. Lineage: Eukaryota; Fungi; Ascomycota; Eurotiomycetes; Eurotiales; Aspergillaceae. The coding region runs from base 1 to 2187 and encodes 728 amino acids. The record is from RefSeq and is a predicted model, not a curated record.